CAUUAUUUAUAACGACCCGGGACUACACCGAGAUGAACGAUCUGCAGAAACGCUUCGGGCCUCGUGGCCUGAUGGUGCUCGGUUUCCCGUGCAAUCAGUUCGGACAUCAGGAGAAUGCCAAAAACGAAGAGAUUCUGGAUUCCCUCAAGUAUAUCCGACCCGGUGGGGGGUUCGAACCCAACUUUACAUUGUUCGAGAAGUGUGAGGUGAAUGGUGAGAAGGCCCACCCGCUCUUUACUUUCCUGCGGGAGUCCUUGCCGGCACCCAGUGACGAGCCCACUGCGCUCAUGACCGACCCCAAGUCCAUCAUUUGGUCUCCGGUGUGCCGCAACGACAUUGCCUGGAACUUCGAGAAGUUCCUGGUGGGCCGCGACGGUGUUCCAGUGCGCAGAUACAGCCGCCGCUUUUGCACCAUCGACAUCUAACCUGACAUAGAAGCCCUGCUGGCCCAGCAGCCCAGCAGCUCCUAAGGUGUUCCUGGCAUCCGGGUUUGGUGAUCACUGGCUGCACUCUGGGGGGAGUUCUUCCAUGAUGGUGUUAUCUCUAAAUAUGCAUGGAGAAACACCUGAUUUCCCGGGAAAUCCCCUCGGAUGGGCGCUGGUCUUGUCCGUCCCCGCUGCCUUGCUGCCUAAACAAAGGUGAUUUUCACCACUAAUAAAGAGCUGAAUGUCAAGAA
Peromyscus maniculatus bairdii (prairie deer mouse) is the source of this 676-nucleotide messenger RNA. The record is from RefSeq and is a predicted model, not a curated record. Lineage: Eukaryota; Metazoa; Chordata; Mammalia; Rodentia; Cricetidae.